Molecule: messenger RNA, 1803 nt
Organism: Closterium sp. Yama58-4
Lineage: Eukaryota; Viridiplantae; Streptophyta; Zygnematophyceae; Desmidiales; Closteriaceae
Source: the annotation of a GenBank genome assembly
AUGCGAGCCAUGUGGGCUGACCCGGGUGUUAAGCCGCUGUGGGAGCAGCGGCGAGACGCUUCCGGGAAAGUUCCCUUCAUGAUGGAAAAGGUUGGCGACACGAGGGUGCCUUACCUUACUUCUGAAGAGAUGCACGCAGUGGCUUCGAUUCUCGAGUCCCGCCACUUCAGCGGGACACGGCUGGCAGAGCUGGCGGGCAGUGAGGGAGACUUGGCGGCGGCGAUUGCGCGUGUGGAGAGCGCGUGGCAGCCCCUGGCGCACCGUUACGAGACCAAGCUUGGGGAGGCGAGCACUGGACUCAUGCAGGUGCUGCAGUCAACAGCAAAGUGGCUGGAGCAGGACAUGGGGUACCGCGCUUACACUGUGGAUCCGUCCAAUCCCUUCCUCUACCGCCCGUUUGAGGCAACGUACUAUGGCAUGGCGUACCACGCAUGGCUCUCCAACUAUAAGGGCAUCCCGCGCAGUGAGGAGUUUGUGGUGCGAGGUUACAAUGGCGGGCCGGGGGGGUGGGAGAUUCCGGCUACUGAAAAGUACUGGAGCAAGUACCUGCAGGCGAAACAGGAAAUACUCCCCAGUACAUCUGUGCCUUCCCCGGUGGCACGCGCACCAGCACCCCGAUCUUACACGAGUAUUUGCGGAGACUCUCGAGGCGCGUCAGGAGGUUAUCCCAACGGCUACAUGGAUAAACACGGAGAUCGCGGACCGAUUAAUGUCAUCUAUUGGGACGACUGGACGGAUGGCGAAGAUAUGCGAGCGAUGUGGGCUGAUCCGAGUGUUAAGGUGCUGUGGGAGCAGAGGCGAGAAGCAUCCGGGAAGGUUCCGUUCAAGAUGGAGAAAGUCGGUGGCAAGAGCGUGCCUCACGUGGGCCUCGAAGAGAUCCACGCAGCAACGCUCGUUCUCCUGCGCCGCCACUUCAGCGGGCGGGGCAAGCGGUUGUGGCCGACAGGGCUGGCGAGCAGCGAAGGCGACGCGGUGCUGGCGGUGUGCGCGGUGGCGCGCGUGGAGAGCGCGUGGCAGCCCCUGGCGUACCGCUUCGAGCCCCGCCUUGGGGAGGCGAGCAUUGGACUCAUGCAGGUGCUUCAGUCAUCAGCCGAGUGGCUGGCGAGGGACAUGGGAUAUCGGGCUUAUGCUGCUGAUGUGGCAUCCUCCAUGAUCCGCCGCCCGUUUGCCGGCCUCUAUUAUGGCAUGGCGUACCUCGCAUGGCUCACUACGUACAAGGGCAUCUCUCGCAGUGAGGAGUUUGUGGUGCGCGCAUACCACGGAGGGCCGGGGAGGUGGAACAAGGGCCUGCAGCAUGGCACUGGAGCAAGUACCGGCAGGCGAAGGAGGUACCCGGUGAUACAGCCAGAUACGAAGCACACCAAGCUCAAAGUGUCUCAAGAGGGUCUCAGCGUUAUCAGAAGCAUCAAGAAUCCCAUCGCCAUUGUUGCGGUGAUUGGACCUUACAGAUCAGGCAAAUCUUUUCUGCUUAACCAGUUGCUUACACUCACGUGCGAUGAAGGGUUCGGGGUGGGCCAUGCACGUGACACCAAGACCAAGGGCAUAUGGGUGUGGGGCGAUCCCAUGGAGAUGCAGGUGAACGGGCAGACCACAUCGGUGCUCUUUCUCGACACCGAGGGCUUUGAGAGCGUCGGCAAGUCCUCCGUUUACGAUGACAGGAUAUUUGCCCUCGCUACAGUGUUAAGCUCAGUUCUGAUAUACAACCUUGCAGAAACGGUGAAGGAGGCGGAUAUAGCCAAGCUGUCCUUCGCCGUUGAGCUGGCAGAGGAGUUCUACGGCAGGUGGGAAAUGGGGAAGGGAUGA